Seminavis robusta is the source of this 1832-nucleotide messenger RNA. The record is from the annotation of a GenBank genome assembly. Lineage: Eukaryota; Bacillariophyta; Bacillariophyceae; Naviculales; Naviculaceae.
CAGCCAUCAAGUUUGGUUCGAGACCUGCCUCACUAAACUUUUUCUCACUCUUUUUGAAAAUACAAGCGAGGAAUUGGAACUGGGAAUUUCUUCAGGAGGGCUCCAAACUACAGACCGGUAGAAGGAGAGGGGAUGCGGAAGUGCUUGACAUCCAAGGCACAUCCAUUGAGGCGCACCAGUGGUCUCCGAGCCGUUGAUUGUUUGACACCACCAUGCAAGCAGGCAAACCAUGUGAAGGACGCAAGUUCGCCCAAAGCGGCCCAGGAAAUUGAAGAUUCCUGUCUAUCGGAUCUCGUUUUCUUAGAACAACAACCUUCCCAAACCUUCACUUUUUUCUUUCUGACAGCAUCUCACUGAUCUCACUUAUCUGAUCUGAUCUGAUCUGAUCUGAUCUGAUCUGAUCUCCCUUGCCCUUGCUGCUUUCCUUUCCUUCUUUGUCUCUCGCUUCUCAGCUAAGCUAAUAAGAUGGCCGCCGCCGUUGCCGCUUCUCAGAUUUCCCGCGCCACGGUUGUGGGCAAGACAUCGUCCACCAUUUCCAAGAGCAUUAACGCCCAAAAUGCCAUUCGCAGGACCAACAAUAGUAUUUUGGAACCCGGUCAAACCGUGGUGAUUCCUCGUUGGUGGACCGGUCGAUACGAUGCCGUAUGUGAUCCCGCUCGUUUCUUGGUGGACGGACAAGGCAAAAUCACCAAGGCAGAUCUGCAUGCCAAUUCGGACCUUGGCCAAGAACUGCAACACAAGUACAACGACGUUGGUUUGGUCCAUGUACACAAUACCGGUCUCACCAACAUGGCCGAUCAACGCACAUUGGCCCGCAUCCUUAUGGGCGAAGAAACCGAGUACGAAGGAGGCGCCAAUCCCCGUGGACGCGCUGCCGAUCUAGGAAAUGUCUAUGACAUUGGUGCUCCCCUCGAAGCCGCAUUGGCGUAUCAUCACGAAGUCACCUACAAGUCUCAUUCGGUCGAGUCUCUAGGAUUCCUCUGCAAGCAUGCCGUACAGCGGGAUCAAGUUGGAUGGAGCUUUGUCUCGGACAGUGUGCAAGCCCACGAUUACAUCAUGACCACUCCCUUGGGACAAAAGCUCAAGGAAAAGGGAUUGUGCUUUGUACGUCGCAUGACCGACGCUACCAGCGAACGAGAUAUCGGUGCGUUGGACCAUGACAAUCCCUCGCUUACUGUUUACAAUCACUGGCAGCAAUCUUGGAUGACCAAUGAUCCGGAGGAAGCCGAAGCGGCGGCCCACAAACAAGGACUCCUCGUGGAAUGGGUCCCUCAAGUGGGUGGUGGUCACAUGAUGCAGACUCGUUACUACAAGUCCGCCUUUGAGUAUGUGCCUGGUUUGGACCGCAACAUUAUGGCCACCAGCAUUGCCGAUGAUGGAGAAUGGUUCGACUCGUGGCCGGGAAUCAAGGACGUCCCUCAAGAAUUGCGCCCAUUGGAAAUGUACUUUGGAGAUGAUACGCCCUUUACGCUAGAGGAAAAGCAGGCAUGGACGGAUGCCUACGACAUGUUUGGCAUUCCCUUGCCCUGGCAAGCGGGCGAUGUCGCGGUCCUUUGCAACCUUCGCUAUGCGCACGGACGUCCUGGAAUUCAUCUCCUCCCGGGGGAACAACGUGAAUUGGGAGUCAUGCUAGGAAGCUUCUUUGAGCGUCAGGAAACCAAAGAAGGAAAGUGGUAAGUUAGCUAUGACGAUAGAUACCGUUGGAGUGGAAUUGUGAUAUCCAUUGGAUGCCCCGAUGAUUACAAGGAAAGGAGGAGAACGACGAAUCUGUGCGCAGUGAUAGAUUGUAGCACUAUGUAAGAACAGAACUAUAGCAGGGCCCAGCUUCAUGU